AUCUAAACUGUUUUUAAUAAUUUUCCCUCCAAUGGUCUUUUCGAUUAUAAUUAUCUCUUUCAUCUGCAGGGUUCACUCUCAUCAUAAUAGUAGUCUAUUACUACCUCUAAAUCAUCCAUGGAACCCAACCCUACUCAUGAUCAGCCAAAGUACAAAGGAGUUCGGUUGAGAAAAUGGGGGAAAUGGGUUUCUGAAGUCAGAUUGCCUAACAGCCGCGACAGGAUUUGGUUGGGCUCAUACGAUUCUGCUGAGAAAGCCGCAAGGGCUUUUGAUGCUGCACAGUUCUGCCUCCGCGGGCCGAAAGCUAAGUUUAAUUUCCCUGAUAGUCCACCGGAUAUAUCCGGUGGACAAAGGCUUUCCCCCGCGGAGAUACAGGCUGUAGCAGCUAGAUUUGCGAAUGAUUACUCGCCGUCAGUGGUACAGGAGAUACAGCGUGAUGGUCAUGAGGGCAAUAUUGGAAAUAUUAAUUCACACGUGAUAAAUAUGGAAAAAGAUGAGAUUUCGCUAUCAACAACUAGUAGUUGUGAUGUACCACCACCUAUGGUGGUCCAAAUGGGCACUAGUACUGUUGCUGAAAUGGACUGGGCUUUUUAUAAUGAUAUGAUGGAAAAUUAUCCAUAUAAUGCAAGUGGGCCUCCAACUGAAUUUUUUUGUGAUCCAUAUUAUUCCGGAGCAGGAACAGGAGCAGGAGCAGGAGCAGGAGCAGGAGGAGUACUCGAUAUUAAUUUAUCAAGUAAUCUCUACUCACCACCACAUUUUCCGCAGAGAACAACUCCUAAUUAUGACGAUGAUGAUACUGGCAAUGGUGGCGAUGAACAUUAUUCUCAACAAUCCUUCCUCUGGAACUUUUAACUAAAACUCAAUAUAUACUAGUACUAAAUUGGUUAAUUAACCAGCAGCAUAUUGGUAUAUAUUAUGCUAGCUGAGUUUUGUCCAAUACGGUACGUAGUUAUCCUUUCCGGUUUUCUUAUAGUAAUUGUUUUUGCCGGAAAAAAGAUAUAUAGUAUAUAUAUAAGCCAGCAAUGAUGAGCAGUUCUACAUCAGUAAUGUCUUAUUAGUUAAUGAAUAAGUUGUUGUUUUUACUUUAAGAGGGAUUUACAUAUAUGAUGAUCUUAAGAAGGUUUCAUUGAUGAUG
Molecule: messenger RNA, 1135 nt
Organism: Solanum stenotomum
Lineage: Eukaryota; Viridiplantae; Streptophyta; Magnoliopsida; Solanales; Solanaceae
Product: ethylene-responsive transcription factor ERF017-like
Exons: 1
Coding region: 118-852 (244 amino acids)
Biological process (GO): regulation of DNA-templated transcription
Molecular function (GO): DNA binding; DNA-binding transcription factor activity
Source: RefSeq, a predicted model, not a curated record